Molecule: messenger RNA, 1438 nt
Organism: Asparagus officinalis (garden asparagus)
Lineage: Eukaryota; Viridiplantae; Streptophyta; Magnoliopsida; Asparagales; Asparagaceae
Product: protein BTR1-like
Exons: 8
Coding region: 126-1145 (339 amino acids)
Biological process (GO): regulation of gene expression
Cellular component (GO): cytoplasm; cytosol
Molecular function (GO): mRNA binding
Source: RefSeq, a predicted model, not a curated record
UCAUUUUUAUCCCGAAAGCCGAUGAUUUGACUGGCCUAAGUUUCUGUCCUCCAUCUCGAUCUCCUUCCGCCGCCCCCGCCGCCGCCGCCGCAUCGUCCGCCUCCUCUCCGUUCCGAUCAUCAUCCAUGGAAUCUCCUGAGUACGUUUCGUCGCCUGAAGCUGGCCCCAAGCACUCACACCAUCCCAGAUCUUCUCCUCCUCUUGAAUCUCAAGAUGAUAAGGAGAAGCCGACACAUAUAAGGUUUCUUGUAUCAAAUACUGCGGCUGGUUCGAUCAUUGGGAAGGGUGGAUCCACAAUUAAUGAAUUUCAGUCGCAAUCUGGAGCUCGUAUUCAGUUGUCACGCAAUCAUGAAUUUUUUCCGGGAACAUCUGAUAGGAUAAUCAUGGUCUCUGGAGCACUUAGUGAAGUAGUUAAAGCAAUGGAAUUGAUCCUUGAAAAAUUGCUUAGUGAGGCUGAAGAAAGUAGUGAUGUUGAUAGUAGAUCUAAAGUUAGGCUCAUUGUUCCAAAUAGUUCAUGUGGUGGCAUCAUUGGGAAAGGAGGAUCAACUAUAAGGUCAUUUAUUGAAGAUUCCCAGGCAGACAUCAAGAUAUCACCACAAGAACAGAAUUAUGUUGGAAUGAAUGACAGGCUAGUGACAGUUAUAGGAACACUUGACGAGCAAAUGCGAGCAAUCUUUCUAAUCAUCUCAAAGCUUAUCGAAGAUUCUCAUUAUCCACAAUUGAUGAAUUCACCAUUUCCAUAUGCAGGUCUCCCCUUUCCUGGUUUUCCUGGAUCAGUUGGCUAUGGAAUUCCUCCAGCCUACAAUGGAGUGAACUAUGGAUCAAAUGGUAUUGGAGGAAGAUAUCCAAACAACAGGGGUUCAUCAUCACAAGGGGCUCCUGUGAGAUCAUCAGCUGGAGCGCAGGAAAACAACUCGUUGACAAUUGGUGUUGCAGAUGAACAUAUUGGAGCUGUCGUUGGUCGUGGGGGGAGGAACAUCAUGGAAAUUACUCAGGCUAGCGGAGCCAGGAUUAAGAUUUCUGAUCGAGGUGACUUCAUUUCCGGCACUUCUGAUAGGAAAAUAACGAUAACUGGAUCGCCCGAAGCAAUAAGCUCAGCUGAGAGUAUGAUAAUGCAGAAAGUUUCAUCUAAUUCUGAGAGGUGAUUAUGUUCUCAUGAUGGAGUCUUCCAGUCUGGACGAAUAACAGAUUAUCGACAUUGGCUGGAAAUUUCUCGAGAAAAUCCCCAACUCAUUAAGAGGAAGGAAGGGAGAAAAGGCAGUAGAUUUUAUAUUUGACUUUCUUUUUUAAUUGGAUUUUUAGUAAUAUAUAUUUUUCAAAUAGGUUGUUUAUUAACUAUGCAGUGGCAUAAGCGCUUUUUUUAGCCUGUUAUUUUCAACUUUUUGUAACAUUUGCACAAUUAUUUCCAUUCAUGUUUGUGCUAGAAAGACUUUCUAUA